GAAUGCAGACCAGCUGCGGAGGACGGCGGCAGGCGGCCCCUGGGGCGGGAGAGGUGGCGGUGCUGGGAGGCACCAGGGAAGCCCUGGCCCGGCCCUGGCACGUAACAGAGCUAGGAACCCGGGUGCCACGCGUGUGCGACCGUAGGUGGACAGCCCGAAGUAGAGGCGCGGCGUCAGUGCCGGGAGAAGCAGCCGAGGGCGGCCCCCGAGGAACGAGGCCUGGGAGAACGGCGCCAACACAGGCCCCGCAAAGCCACACUCAAAAGUGGGACCGGGGACCACGGCGUCCUCCUCAAGCCUCCGCGGGGGUCUGCCACGCCCGCCUCCUUCACGCGCAGGUGCAUCUACAAGGUAGACUUGGGUGGGCGGAGUCAAGACCGGAAAUGCCCCGGCGCACUGGUCUUCCCCCGAAACCCUCCAGCAGGAACUUCCCUGAGGUCCCGCUUCCAGCCGGAACGCUGGGUUGCUGGGCAACCGGUGCGGGUGGCGCCGGCGGGCUCAGUGCUGCACCGAGUAAGCCGAGUGUAGCUCCCACCUCCUGCCCUGGCAACUUCCCGUCCCGCCCGCUUCCCUUCUUGCCGCCUCUCCUUGCGUCGCGGAAUCCCUGCCCUUGGCACUACGUGCACCUCUCCGGCUCCCACGACACUUUUGUGGCCACCUGCUUCGAACCCAAACUUCACCGAAAGCGAAGCGGUCUGACCCUGGGCGUGGCCUGCACGUUGACGGACCGCGCCUCUCCAGCCAUGGCCACCUACACCUACACCAGCCGGCCCCGGGCCCUGCCUGGCCGGCGCCGCUGUUACCGGGACGACCAGAUGCAGCAAGCUGAAGAACCUAUGCAUUACGGAAACAUAAUGUAUGACAGAAGGGUGAUCCGAGGCAACACUUAUGCUCUGCAGACAGUACCACUGCCUGAGCAGCCCGAUCCUGCAGAGAUUCAGAGACAGCAGCAGGCUAAGAGGAGGGCUCUUGCCAAAAAACGAGCCCAAGAAGAGCUCAGACCACGAACGCCCGAACCCGUGGAAGGCAGAAAGCAUGUAGAUGUACAGACAGAAUUAUACCUUGAAGAAAUUGCUGACCGCAUAAUAGAAGUUGAUAUGGAAUGCCAAACAGAUGCAUUUUUGGACAAACCACCAACACCGCUCUUUAUUCCUGCCAAAACUGGCAAAGAUGUGGCCACCCAAAUUCUAGAAGGAGAGCUCUUUGACUUUGAUCUUGAAGUUAAACCAAUGUUAGAAGUUUUGGUGGGAAAGACCAUCGAGCAGUCUCUUCUGGAAGUAAUGGAAGAAGAAGAGUUGGCGAACCUGCAGGCCCGUCAGCACGUACAUGAGGAGUUACACAACGUCGAGCUUGCGGAAGUUCAGCGACUUGAAGAGCGGGAGAGACGACACCGAGAGGAAAAAGAACGUCGUAAGCAGCAGCAGUGGCAGGUGGUUCACAAGCAUAAGGAGACUGCACAGAAAAUCGCCGCCCGAGCGUUUGCACAGCGUUACCUGGCCGACCUUCUCCCUUCUGUUUUCAGCAGCCUCAGGGAUGCAGGCUACUUUUAUGAUCCUGUUGAAAGAGAUAUUGAGAUAGGAUUCCUUCCAUGGCUAAUGAAUGAAGUUGACAAAGCCAUGGAGCGCAGCAUGGUUGGAAGAACAGUGGUUGACAUGUUGAUCCGUGAGGUGGUUGGGAAACGACUGAGUCUGUAUGAGCGUAAGGAGGACAGGCACUCUUCUCUGAAACCUGAGGAUGGGCUCAGUGGUCCUGGAGGAAUGAGAGACCCACCGGUGGGCUACGAGUUCCAGGAUCACGGUGCAUCACAGGCACAGAGGCCACUUCCAGACACAGACUCCCUGCAAAGAACACCGUAUGAUGCAAUGUAUAUGGAGAGAGUGUCAUCCCAAGACAGGAAGCUUAUGGAAGAAGAGGAUGAGCAAACAAAUGAGGAAAUCCUUCAGGAGUGAAGAACUGUUGCAAUAGAGGGGAGCUUCGGAGCCGUGGAACCCAGCAGCAGCCAGUCAGCUUUGCGAGCAAUCAGGUAAUGAUGCGCGAGUCCCCUCAGGUUAUGCGCUAGGUUGUGUUUAGUCAACAUGUCUUCUUGUCCAAUGGACUGAGCAAAUCAAAUACGUUGAAAUAAUAAAACUAAUUUUUAAAAUGAAACUUUAUUUAAUAGUAGACUAUUUAGAAGCUAUAUUAUAACUCUAAUGAGAAUUAUGUCUAAUUACAAGCUUCCCAUUACCAGUAUAUAUAACUAAUGAAUGUAUUUUUCCUUAGCCCUUCCAUCACCACUGUGUAACUAAUAUAUUUUUACUUACUCUUCCCAUUACCACUAUAUAUAGCUAAUAUAUUUUUCCUUAGUUUUGUGGUUUCGUUCUUUUUUUAGUAAGUAUGCUAUUUAAUGUUAGAUAUCAGUGCUGUCAGCCAUUGAGCUUUUCUUCUCUGCAGAAAAACUGUUUAACUUACUCUAACCAAGAAUCCCUAAAUGUUGGGUAACUGAAAGCUAUAGUGCUCUCUCCUUGCAAAGACCAAGAAGUAUACCCAUAUUUGUAUAAAAUUAAACAGAUAGUUACCCCUUCAAUCUUCAAUCUUCAAGUAAUGCUCAAGGGAUUCUAUGAAUUAGUAAUAUGCUCUCAUCUAGUUUUUCACAUUCCUGCUAUUAAAAAAUUUCAGGCAAUGCCAAUAAAGCUAAAAGUCCCUCCUCAGAGGCGACCACUGUCAUCGAUCAGGUGUGUACCUUCCAGGCCUUUUUCAAGAUAUUUUUAUAGAUAUAGAUUUGAACACCUGGAAGUAUAUGGGAUGUGUUAUUUGCAUUUUUCACCUAACAGUAUAUCUUAGACCUUUCAACAUUAGUACAUAUAAAUCUCUUUUUAAAAUAUGGUAAGAUAUUACCUAGCAUGACUGUGUUAUAGGGAAUUACCAUUUGACUUUUUAAUCUGAACUUCUCUGGUGAAUUUACCUGCACUAUUGAAAAUCACAGAUAUUUUAUUUCUGAAAUUAUGACUCUUUAAUCACUGAAGUCUUCUGAAGCUUUAGGUAGAUAUAGUCUGUUUUUCUCAGAAUAUUUAUAAAUGUAUAAUAUUUAUAAAUAUAUAUAAAUAUUUAUAAAUACAUAAGUUAUUUGAAAUAGCUUGCAGUUAUUAACACACUUACUUUAGUUUCUUUUUUCUUUUAAAGAUUUUUUUUGAUGUGGACCAUUUUUAAGGUCUUUAUUGAAUUUGUUACAAUAUUGCUUCUGUUUUAUGUGUUUUGGUUUUUUGGCCACAAAGCAUGUAUCGUCUUAGCUCCCUGACCAGGGAUCAAACCUGCACCCCUUGCAUUGGAAGGCGAAGUCUUAACCACUGGACUGCCAGAGAAGUCCCAACCUUAGUUUCUUUUUAAAUUAGGUAUUAAAAAUAUAUAAGAACAUCUUUCUCCAUUUGUAAAAUGAACUGCGCUGUAUGUCUCUAUAGCAUUUUUCAUGAUUCUCAAGCUAAUUCCCCACAUAUUAUAACCCCACAUCAUUUUAACCUCAGAGCAACUUCUGCGGUGUAUGUGACAAUAUUUUUAUUUUCAUUUUCAAUCAAUCUUUGGUUUGUUCAGCCAGCAAACAUUCACUGAGUGCCUUCUGGGUGUGGAGCACCUUGAGGAGGCUGCCUAGCAGUGGAGCUGAGUGAAGCAGGGGUAAAAUGAGGAAACCACAGCUCAGGGGUUUUAAGUGAUUUGCCCUAAGUGACAAGCCUAGUAAGUAAUGGGAUGAAAGCUGGAGCCCCAAUCUCCUUCCUUCUAAUCUACUAUACUUUCUUCUGAACAACCUUGAACCUUUGUGAGGUGCAAAGAAUAACUUCAAAUAAAUUAUUGCAUUAACAGCAUUUUAAAAAUUGGAAUCACUUCUGUCAUUCAUUGCUGGGUUAGUUCCAUCUUGUUAAAAAGUCGUUACGAUCCUCCUAAAAUUUACAAAAUACUAAUUUUGGUAGUAAGACCAGGAAAUUUUUUUUAAUUGGGAUUGUUGUGGAUCACUUUUAUUAUGGGUUGUUCAAUACCCACAAUUUUAAGAAUGCUUUCUGGAUGGAUUUGAGGUUGAUUAUCUUCUACAAUUCUAACCUGCCUUUACAG
Globicephala melas (long-finned pilot whale) is the source of this 4077-nucleotide messenger RNA. RefSeq names its product radial spoke head 3 (gene RSPH3). NCBI's taxonomy places the organism in Eukaryota, Metazoa, Chordata, Mammalia, Artiodactyla, Delphinidae. Gene Ontology annotation, cellular component: cilium. The record is from RefSeq and is a predicted model, not a curated record.